CAGCUUCCAGUCUGACAAACAACUUCAAAUUGUCACAUUGCACAAUUAAACAGAAACUCUGCGUUGAGGAAAUGAUUUGUUUAUCUGAGGCAUUAAUGCGAGAGAUUAAUAUCACAGAGACUCACUGACCAGUUCCACUGAUAGGAAGCAACGCAAGAGGUAUUCAUCAUGAAUGAGAGGCUGAUAUUCAUUCUGGGGACUUUACUUGUGCCCUUGAGCUCCAGUAAUGACACACAGGAGCAGUCUGCAACAGACGGUGUCACAACCCAAUAUGGCCAGAUUGGGACCAACGUCACCCUCUUCUGUAGUUGCGCUGACCGUGAUGUCGUGGAAUGGAGGCUGAAUGACUCAAAAGUGAUCGAAACCGACGCCACGCAUCUGACGGGCACAAGCCUCACCCUGACCAUUGCCACGCUGCCCAUGGGAGGCCUGUACAGCUGUCACAGCCAGGACUCAGGCAAAACCUGCAACAGACUCCACCUGAUCCUCGGAUAUCCACCUGGAAAACCUCAGGUCACCUGUUGGUCGGCCAGCUACCCACUGAAUGUCAUCUGCUCCUGGAAACUGGAGAACGAAACCUACCUUCCUACAGAGAUCAGUGCCACCUACAGGUAUGGCAUCGGAGAAACGAAGGAGUGUUCGAGGAACGCCACUGGGGACAAUAGCUGCAUAAUCACCAACAUGAGCUUGUUCUCACACAGUCCCUACACAGUCACCGUGACGGCUGUUAAUCCAUUGGGAAUCAGAUCCGCCAUCAAAUCCUUCCUUCUGGAGAAAAUAAUCAAGCCAGACCCGCCAAUGGACGUCACAGUCUCUCCAAUACCCAACGAGCCAAAGAAGUUGCUGUUGCGGUGGAAGCCCCCGGUCACAUGGCCCAAUCCGGAAGUUUUCGUGUUGACGUACAUCGUACACUUCCGUCAGGAAGGUUCCAGACGAGAGAGAGUGACUGAGGUCGAUGAUCAGACCAGCUACACCCUGAACGGACUGCGAUCCAAAGCUCUGUACUUUGUGAAAGUUGCAGCAAGGGAUGUACUGAACAACGGGGAACCCAGUGCCUGGAGCAGCACUAAAUCUGCCCGACUCUGGUCUAGUUAAACAAGACCUUGGACCUGUAAUUGAGGGUAGAGGCAGAGCGAUAGAGUAGGGGACAAACCCUAACAUUGCCAACUUUAAUCCCAGCAGUAAAGGAAAUAAUAAUAAUAAUCCUUACAUUUAAUAUAGCGCCUUAUCAC
Molecule: messenger RNA, 1232 nt
Organism: Callorhinchus milii (elephant shark)
Lineage: Eukaryota; Metazoa; Chordata; Chondrichthyes; Chimaeriformes; Callorhinchidae
Product: interleukin-27 subunit beta
Exons: 7
Coding region: 169-1095 (308 amino acids)
Biological process (GO): cytokine-mediated signaling pathway
Cellular component (GO): membrane; external side of plasma membrane
Molecular function (GO): cytokine receptor activity; protein binding
Source: RefSeq, a predicted model, not a curated record